CAGCAGCUACCACCACUACCUCCGGCACCACCAUUCGACACUACAACGACUAUCGUCUACUGCGACUACUGCAGUUGUAGUUGUCGUUUCCGCACUAUCACGAUUCACGGCGUUGUUAACUGUAGUGACACGAUAUCCCGAUAUUGACGAUAUUACCGAGCACGAACUACAAAAACACGCCGUAAUCCACAGUCGCUGCCGAUAUCACGACCGGUUACCGUCGUUCGUCACCCUACCGCGCGCUCAAUCCGUUAAACCACCGCCUGUUAUCUCUCCAUUGUUUGUCCCACGAAAAACGUUUUUUGGUACGUGACGCGCGGAAAGUAGUGGGGAUGCGCAACGCCGACCGGUGUACGGUUUUCGCUGACAUACCUAUCCGUUUCGUAGUCCGUGCACCCCCUCCCUCAUUCGCUCGUCGCGCAGGACGUACCACCACCCGUCCCGGACACGCGAUCGCGGCAGUCACACCGUCGGUUUUGGGUUAAGAUUUAGACUUUCCAUCCUUUUUUCCCGUCAAGUCCGGCGUCGUCCGUGCGCCCGCCGCUCUUGGCCAUCCGUCUCCAGGCCGCCGCCGCCGCCGCCGACCACCGAACGGGCCUGAACGUUGUGUCGUCGCACGUCGCACCGCCGCGGUGUGUGGUGAUCCGCUGGAAAUCCAGUCGUGCCCCGACGACAGUUGCGUACUUACCGUCGUCCUACACUGUGUCACUCCGUCCGCACGAGCACGUUCGCUAUAAGACAGACAUGGUUUACAAAAUAAAGAAACACUCGACGAUGCCCGUUCACGUGGUCGACGACCACAACGACGCGUUGCGGUAUAUCUACCGGGAGAUAGGUUCCAAACACUUGCCCCUGUACGGCAAUGUUUUGUUGCAUUUCGAUUCGCAUCCGGACUUGUCCAUUCCAAAAGACAUGCCAGCCGAUUACGUGUACGAAAAAGAACAGUUGUUCGAUUCGCUGAGCAUCGAGAACUGGAUACUGCCGGCUGCGUACGCCGGCCAUUUCGAUAAAAUUAUCUGGGUAAAGCCUCCCUGGGCACGGCAGUUCAAUGAAGGCGAAAUCGUGUUCAGUAUCGGCAAGCACAAGAUGUCUGGCGCCAUACGUUUGACCAAUUCUAGUGAUUUCUAUCUCAGCGAAGGCCUCUACUGUUUAGAAAAUGAUCUCAUUAACAUAAAAACCAUCAAGUUGUUCGUGUUCACCAUGUGUAGUUCGGUUUUUGACGAUGGCGAGGAAAAAUUCGAGCUGUUGCGUAAUAAGUUUAUCGAGUAUACUAGAGAAAACCCUCAUUACAUUUUAGAUUUCGACUGUGACUUUUUCUCUACCAACAAUCCGUUUCUAUCCAUGUACGACAAAGCAAAUCUCUAUACUAAUCUACAUAAGAUUUACACGUUUAAUUCGCCAUCCAAUAAAGAAGACGUUAACAGCUUACUUCAAUGUUCUCGUUCUAGAGAAAUAUUGUUGCAAGAAUUAGAAUCUGUGUUCAUGCAUCUCGAUGAUGGAAAAUCAUUAGAUGAGUAUCCGACUGAAAAUUUAACUGCCGUAAAUUCUGAAGAUUUAACGUUCAUUGUAAAUGAGUUAUUGAAACAUUACGAUACUAUUGACUGGUUGAUAGUGCAUAAUGCUGGUUGCACGAUUGACAAUAUUGAAUUACCUAACCAUCAUACAGACAUAGCUGAUAUUGCAAAAUCUAUGGAUAUUGUAUUCAACUUUUUACCUAUAAUACAUGAACCAGCUGCCAUUACGAUUGCUUUGUCCACAGGUGACGAUUACUGUCCAUUAGAAAGUGCACGUUUUAUUAACGAAUCAUUACUAGCAAAGCUAGAGUGUUUGUAUAAUAAACUGAAUGUUCAAAAAUGUACUGACGGUUCCUAAAUUACUGAAAUACAAUCUAAAGUAUAAGUUAAUUUUAACUGCUAGUAAGUUUUUUCAUUCUGUGUGCAACAUAAUGUUUUUUUACAACUAGUGUAAUCUUAAAUUUUUAAUUUUUUUGUUUAGAACCUACUACCUGCAUUAGUAUGUAUACACUUUAAAUGUCAACAAAAUAAUGUUUAGUAUUAAGUAUUAUAUUACCUAUAGAUUUUAUUUAAUGAGAAAUUCUCGCUAAAUGUUUCUAUUGUUUGUUUUAAUGAUAUUAU
Molecule: messenger RNA, 2135 nt
Organism: Melanaphis sacchari
Lineage: Eukaryota; Metazoa; Arthropoda; Insecta; Hemiptera; Aphididae
Gene: MESR6
Product: UPF0489 protein C5orf22 homolog
Exons: 2
Coding region: 745-1872 (375 amino acids)
Source: RefSeq, a predicted model, not a curated record